Messenger RNA from Harpegnathos saltator (Jerdon's jumping ant), 10702 nucleotides. RefSeq names its product Down syndrome cell adhesion molecule 1 (gene Dscam1). Lineage: Eukaryota; Metazoa; Arthropoda; Insecta; Hymenoptera; Formicidae. The transcript has 31 exons. Gene Ontology annotation, biological process: axon guidance; homophilic cell-cell adhesion; dendrite self-avoidance. Gene Ontology annotation, molecular function: cell-cell adhesion mediator activity. The coding region runs from base 149 to 6463 and encodes 2104 amino acids. Gene Ontology annotation, cellular component: plasma membrane; axon. The record is from RefSeq and is a predicted model, not a curated record.
GACGCCGCACUCUACGGUCGGUCGUUGACGGAUCCGGAGUGCUAGUUCACUUGCUCCGAUCGGUGUGGUCGGCGUGAAUUUAUUCUCCUGUGAAAUCACGACAGUGUCGUCGGUGAAAAUCAGUGCGCUCAGAGAAGUCGGGAUCAGGAUGUGGCGAGAACCACCAGGAGGUGGGUGCAAGAAAUCCACCCACAUUACCGCGAUGUUCCUCUUGGCUGCUGUCUUGGCAUUGGCAAACGUUGUUGUGGCUGAAGAUGAAUCAAUGGGACCGGUAUUUGUGAAGGAACCACCAAACCGAGUCGAUUUCUCAAACGGAACCGGAGCUGUCGUUGAAUGCCAGGCGAGAGGAAAUCCUCAACCGGAUAUCAUUUGGGUUCGUGCUGACGGAACUGCUGUAGGAGAUGUUCCCGGAUUGAGACAGGUUCUACCGAAUGGAAAUUUGGUGUUCCCUCCUUUCCGCGCUGAGGAUUACCGUCAGGAAGUUCACGCUCAGGUCUACAGCUGCUUGGCACGUUCCCCUGCAGGUUCGGUACACAGCCGUGAUGUCAACGUGAGAGCCGUCGUCACUCAGCCUUACAAUCCAGAAAUCUUGACCGAAUACGUAAUAAGAGGAAACAGCGCGAUCUUAAAAUGCAGCAUUCCCAGCUAUAUCGCAGAAUUCGUUACUGUCGAGGCGUGGAUUCGCGAAGACGAAGAGGUCUACCUGCCGGAAGAUCCUGCUGUCGGGCAGGAUGGGAAAUACUUGGUGCUGCCGUCUGGAGAACUGCACAUCAGAGACGUCGGACCCGAAGAUGGAUACAAGACUUACCAGUGCCGCACGAAGCACAGGCUCACAGGUGAAACUAGGCUGUCCGCCACGAAGGGACGUCUCGUCAUAACCGAACCGUCCGGUCGUACUGCCCCAAAGGGGACUGGCGACGGUCUUAAUAAGUACCGCGGGGUAGAGGGCGAGUCUCUGGCGCUGGCGUGUGCGGCACAAGGCUUUCCUGCCCCGAUAACUAGAUGGUACAAGUACAUCGAAGGCACGACUAGGCGCCAGCCCAUCCAGCUCGAUGACCGUGUACGUCAGGUUAGCGGCACUCUGAUCAUUCGCGAGGCGCGAGUCGAGGAUUCCGGCAAAUACCUCUGCAUCGUCAACAAUUCCGUCGGCGGCGAGAGCGUGGAGACUGUUUUGACCGUCACGGCGCCGUUGACCGCAGAAAUCGAGCCGAGCACCCAGACCAUCGACUUUGGUAGACCCGCGACCUUCACCUGCGCUGUUCAAGGCAACCCGAUCAAGACCAUCUCCUGGCUGAAGGAUGGCAAGCCCCUGGGACUGGAAGACCGCGUGCUGAGAAUCGAGAGCGUGAAGAAGGAGGACAAGGGAAUGUAUCAAUGCUUCGUUAGAAAUGAUCAGGAAAGCGCACAAGCAACCGCUGAGCUGAAACUUGGUGGAAGAUUCGAGCCCCCGCAGAUUCGUCAAGCCUUCGUCGAAGAGACCCUCCAGCCUGGACCGAGCAUGUUUUUGAAGUGUGUCGCCAGCGGAAACCCCACCCCUGAGAUCACCUGGGAACUCGAUGGAAAACGGCUGUCAAACACUGAUAGACUGCAAGUAGGACAAUAUGUCACGGUCAACGGCGAUGUCGUGUCGCAUCUGAAUAUUUCGAGCAUUCACAACAACGAUGGUGGACUCUACAAAUGCAUCGCUGCGUCAAAGGUUGGAUCUGCCGAGCACUCUGCGCGCCUCAACGUCUAUGGUUUGCCGUUCAUUCGCCACAUGGACAAGAAGGCUAUCGUUGCUGGAGAAACUCUGCGCGUCACCUGCCCUGUCGGUGGAUACCCGAUCGAGAGCAUCGUCUGGGAACGAGACACCAGGGUCUUACCGAUCAACAGAAAGCAAAAGGUCUUCCCCAACGGCACACUCAUCAUCGAGAACGUUGAACGAAUGAGCGACCAGGCGACCUAUACCUGCGUAGCGCGCAACGCACAGGGUUACAGCGCACGUGGAACACUGGAAGUUCAAGUCAUGGUUGCCCCGGAGAUCGCGCCCUUCGUGCUCAGUGAGAAGCCGGCGAAUUGGGGAGAGACGGUGACCGCAACGUGCACGGUUUUGAAGGGGGAUCAGCCGAUACUGAUCGAAUGGGCGCUCAACGGCGAGUCGAUCUCGCACGAUUUUUCCGAUAUAACGAUCGCCACCAGCAAGCGCGUCAGCCUGCUCACGAUCGACGCUGUUACGGCUAGCCACGCCGGAGAGUACACUUGCGUGGCCAGUAACGCCGCCGGUGGGACGAGUUAUUCCGCUUCCUUAGCCGUCAAUGUUGCUCCGCAGAUCUUCCCGUUCACGUUCGGCGACGAGCCGGUGAACUCGGGCGAGGCGAUCUCUGCGACUUGCUCCAUUCUGAAGGGGGACUUCCCGAUGGACAUUGCCUGGGCGUUCGACGGCGUGCCGAUCUCCGCCGAAAGUACCGAUCAGUUCUCUAUCACGAAGGGCAAGCGUCUGAGCGUGCUGUCGAUCGAUGCGGUCGCGGCCCGACACGCCGGCGAGUACACUUGCACCGCGUCGAACAAAGCCGGGGCCUCCAGCCAUACGGCCGCUUUAGCCGUCAACGUGCCGCCUCGUUGGAUUCUGGAACCCACCGAUAAAGCAUUUGCUCAGGGAUCUGACGCACAAGUUGAAUGCAAAGCCGACGGAUUCCCUAAGCCUCAGGUCACGUGGAAGAGAGCCGCUGGGGAUAUGCCGGGAGAUUACACUGACUUGAAACUGAGCAAUCCUGAUAUUAGCGUAGAAGAUGGCACUCUCUCUAUUAAUAACAUCCAGAAGACGAACGAAGGCUACUAUCUUUGCGAGGCUGUCAACGGCAUUGGAUCCGGCCUGUCCGCUGUCAUUCUCAUCUCGGUUCAAGCUCCUCCUCAAUUUGACAUCAAACUGAGAAACCAGACCGCACGCCGUGGCGAACCAGCUGUUCUGCAAUGCGAGGCGCAGGGAGAGAAACCAAUUGGUAUCCUGUGGAACAUGAACAACAAGAGGCUGGACACGAAGAGCGACCCUCGUUACACCAUCCGCGAAGAAAUCUUGUCCAAUGGAGUACUGUCUGACCUGAGCAUCAAACGAACCGAGAGGAGCGACUCUGCCUUGUUCACCUGCGUAGCCACGAAUGCCUUCGGUAGCGAUGACACCAGCAUCAACAUGAUCGUACAAGAGGUGCCGGAAGUCCCGUAUGGUCUCAAGGUCUUGGAUAAGUCCGGUCGUUCAGUGCAAUUGUCAUGGGCCGCACCUUAUGACGGAAACAGCCCCAUCAAGCGAUAUGUCAUUGAGUACAAGAUCAGCAAGGGUUCCUGGGAAACUGACAUCGACAGAGUGCUCGUACCUGGUUCACAGCAGAACGUAGCUGGAGUGUUCAACCUGAGGCCCGCAACCACCUAUCACCUUCGCAUCGUCGCUGAGAAUGAAAUUGGCACGUCUGAUCCAUCCGACACUGUUACCAUCAUCACUGCUGAGGAAGUACCCAGUGGCCCGCCAGUCUCUGUCAGAGUAGAAGCUCUCGAUCAGCACACUCUCAAGGUAAUAUGGAAAGCGCCGCCACGUGAGGACUGGAACGGUGAGAUUCGCGGAUACUACGUUGGACACAGACAAUCGUCGGACAAGCCUUACAUGUUUGAGACCGUUGAGUUCGCCAAGGAAGACGGAAAGGAACACCAUUUGCAGAUAAUGAACCUCAAGACCUACACUCAGUACAGCGUAGUGAUUCAGGCGUUCAACAAGGUCGGUGCCGGACCCUUGAGCGAGGAAAGCAAGCAGCACACCGCGGAAGGCGUACCCGAACAACCACCUCACGACACCACCUGCACGACCCUAACCUCUCAGACUAUUCGAGUAUCUUGGAUGUCACCACCCUUGAGCGCGGCCAACGGCGUUAUCACCGGCUACAAAGUCAUUUACGGACCAUCCGACACGUGGUAUGACGAGAACACGAAGGACACCAAGAUCACGUCUUCGAGCGAGACCAUUCUGCACGGCCUGAAGAAGUACACGAAUUACAGCAUGCAAGUCUUGGCUUUCACUUCCGGCGGAGAUGGCGUCAAGUCUGCACCGAUCCAUUGCCAAACCGAACAAGACGCACCCGAAGCUCCGAUCGCCAUUAAAGCUCUGGUUAUGUCCGCUGAAUCUAUUCUCAUCUCAUGGCGCCCGCCCAGCCAACCUAACGGAGUUAUCUCUCAAUAUACCGUUUACACAAAGGCAGACAACGCUGAGGAAUCUACUAGCCAGAAAGUACCGCCGAAUCAACUUACUCAUGAAGCAUCUGGAUUGGACAAGCAACGCAGAUAUGAAUUCUGGGUGACCGCUAGCACUAACAUUGGCGAAGGUGAAGCUUCUAAGAUUGUGACAUUGGGACCAAGCGUUCGAGUACCGGCCAAGAUUGCAUCAUUUGACGACAAGUUCACCGCGACGUACAAAGAGGACGUAAAACUGCCUUGCCUCACCGUCGGAGUACCGGCACCGGAAGUGACAUGGAAGGUACGAGGCGCCGUUCUCCAACCCAGCGACCGACUGAGACAAUUGCCCGAAGGAUCCCUGUUCAUCAAGGAAGUCGAUCGUGCGGACGCUGGAGAAUAUUCUUGCUAUGUUGAAAAUUCCUUCGGCCACGACACCGUGACUCAUCAACUGGUCGUGCACGCCCCACCGCACUCACCGCAGGUCACCCUCACCGCCACCACCACCAACUCCUUGACGAUGAAAUUGCGCCCUCAUCCUACCGACAACGCACCGAUCCACGGCUACACGAUCCACUACAAACCCGAGUUCGGCGAUUGGGAAACUGCUCAGAUCGGCUCCACGGUGCAGAAGUAUACUCUCGAGAACUUGUGGUGUGGCUCCCGAUAUCAAAUCUACGUGACGGCUUACAACGGAAUCGGAACCGGCGAUCCCUCAGACAUACUGAACACCCGCACGAAAGGCUCCAAACCGAUUAUUCCCGAAGCAGGCAGAUUCAUCGAAGUAUCCACGAACAGCAUCACUCUGCACUUGAGCGCCUGGUCUGACGGCGGCUGCCCCAUGUUGUAUUUCGUCGUAGAGCACAAGAAGAAGCAUCAGCAAGAGUGGAACCAGGUGUCGAACAAUGUCAAGCCAGGCGGUAACUUCGUGGUAUUGGAUUUGGAUCCUGCGAGCUGGUAUCAUUUGCGCGUCACGGCACACAACAACGCCGGCUUCGCCGUAGCCGAGUACGAAUUCGCGACGUUGACGGUGACUGGCGGCACGAUCGCACCUCCCGUACGUAACGGCGGUAACGACAACACGGACGUGAGGCGUUACUUCCCGUGGUUACCCAGCUGGCUCGACGUAAACGUGGUGGUGCCGGUCGGCGCAACGGUCGUUGUCAUAAUAGUAGGAAUAGUUGUCAUUUGCGUCGCGCUCUCGAGGAGAACUCGAGGCCCGGAACAAACACGGCUGCGAGGUAUCUCUUCAGCCGACGAGAAAUAUUACGAGGGACAAUACGACGUAGUCUAUCAACAAACCGGAGUCGGUGGAGCCACGCUGGAUAAACGCAGGUCCGACCUUCGUGACGAAUUGGGAUACAUUGCGCCGCCUAACCGCAAGCUGCCACCUGUACCCGGCUCCAACUACAAUACCUGCGAUCGCAUCAAGCGAGGUGGCACUGGCUCGUUAAGGAGUCACUCGACGUGGGAUCCCAGGCGGCACAUGUAUGAGGAAUUGAGUCACUACGCGCCCAACAGGAGAUGUCCGCCGCCACCACGUAUGGGCAGUGCAGACGGUCUCUCGCACAGAGGUAUGGAGGAUGAGAUCUGCCCGUACGCUACCUUCCAUCUUUUGGGAUUCCGUGAGGAAAUGGACCCGAGCAAGGCUAUGCAGUUCCAGACCUUUCCCCAUCCCGGAAACGGCCACUCUGGCACCAUGGGACCACCUGUAGGACAUCCGACUAACGCCUCCGCCCAUAGCCGAUCUGGAUCUCAAUCUAUGCCUCGUCAAAACGGCCGCUACUCCCGAGUGCCGUCCCAAGGAGGUGGCAGUGGUACCCACAACGUCUUCUCGCCCGAAUACGAUGACCCGGCCAAUUGCGCUCCCGAGGAAGAUCAAUACGGAUCACAAUAUGGACAAUACGGCGCACCCUAUGACCAUUACGGAUCUCGCGGCUCAGUCGGACGUCGCAGCGUAGGCUCGGCUCGCAACAUUCCCGUUUCAGGCUCUCCGGAACCGCCACCACCGCCGCCGAGGAACCACGACCAGAACAAUUCCAGCUUCAACGACAGCAAAGAGAGCAACGAGAUCAGCGAGGCCGAGUGCGACCGUGAUCAGCUUGUCAACCGCAACUACGGCGUGAAUGCUCGCAGCAAGGACGGCAUGACCACCGAGGAGAUGCGUAAACUCAUAGAGAGGAAGCCAAACGAAGCUCCCAGCCGGCAAGCCGGCGGCCCCCACGGCGGUCACGGGGGACUCCUCACACCCUACGAUACUGUGGCAGUGUAACCUGUAAAUCAUCUUCCGUGGUCUUCCGCCUCUCUCGAUAGCCGGCGGCCGUGAGGAAAACCGAGAGACGCGGAAAUGAAGCGCACGCUAACUCUUCCCCCGGUGCUGUCGUCGGUCCAAUUUGCAACGAUUUACGAUAGAAACUAGAAAACGUCGUCGCGAGUAGAUAGAUUCGAUUACCACGUAAGGUGUACGCGCGUUGAUAUCAUCUCGAGAUCGUGAUUGCAAACGAGAAUUCGUGGUCCACCUCGCGAAAUGGGACCGCCUUCUUCGCCCUCUGACCAUAUCGUUCGAUUCUGCUCCCCCUGUCACUCUCUCUCUCACUCGCUCUCUCUCUCUCUCUCUCUCUCUCUCUCUCUCUCUCUCUCUCUCUCUCUCUCUCUCUCUCUCUCUCUCUCUCUCUGUCUCUCUUUCGUCCUUCGGCCUUUCCUUGCAUUUUCCUUGCGACCUUCUCGAGCAUAAUCGAUCGUUCAUUUACAUUCGGUCGUCAGAAAGGCCGGCGCCAAUUCGAAACUGCCUUGAUUUUGAUACACCUUUUCGAGCCCGUUUCACUCUCAAUUACGCACAUACUUGGGAAGGCCAGAUUAAAGACUGCCUACUUCUACUUAACUGCCCUUUCGCGAAGGAGGCACUGCGAUUCGUGAGGUCAGCCACACCUCGUUCGCAAGUCUCGCGAGUCUCGCAAUACCUCAGCACACGUUCGCUUGAAUCGCGUCAAAUUGGUCCCCGCACGGAUCGGCAAGCGAGGCUCGUCUCGUUCCGACGAAGACAACGUCUCCCUCGACGAAAUGGUCACAGUUCGUUGUACGCAACGAAGCAAAAUUCCGGCGCAGCGCAUCGAGUCACGUCGAUUUUCUCACGCUGCCGUCGCGAACGCGUACGCGGGGUUCGAGGCUCGCGACUGCCGCGCGAGGCUGUCCUGUAGGAAGGCGAACACCCGGAAGCUGUGUUCGCAGGCAUCCAGCCGCGGCAGGAACGCGGCCCGCGAUGGUGCUCUCGGCGACGGUAACGGUUCAACGGGGGUCUUCUGAUAUAUAUUCGGGAUAUAAUCCUAGGUUACGAUCGUCGCAGAAGUCGUGUAACGUAUUAAAGAAAAAAACAUAUUAACGAUAUAUAUAUAUAUAUAUAUAUAUACGUACACUCAACACACACACACACGAAACAUACACGACAUACACAUACGCACGAACACACACACACAUUACGCACAUAGGCGUACACAGUUACACACGUACAUACACGAGAUUAGUUGGUCGCUUUUUAAGUCAUGGUUGUGCCACACUGCCGCUCCUCGCGGGCGUACGAUAUAUACAUACAUGCGUACAUAUACUAUAUACAUAUACUGUACGAUUUAUAAUUUCGUAACGAAGGUUGUGUCCCCUCGUCCCUCUACACCCCCUAGACGAUCGGCAAUCUUGAGUCUCGACGUCGCGGAGAGCGCGUAGGGUACGUCGUCACUCUUCGCCUUCGGCUUCGUCGUCAUCCUUCAGCGAUUAAAAACGGGAAAAAGGAGAAAAAAAGAAACGAGCGCGCCGAUUGAUCCACUCCUCAGCAUCGCUCGCUCGGCCGGGGAGGGGGAAGUCUCGAAAUUACGCCGGAAAAACAUGCCGAUCGACUGUCCGUAGGAAGAACAACGCGGCGAGCCAUCGAGGGAACGCUUCGAUACACGGCAGGCCAGCCAGCCAUAUACAUUUACAAGCAACAUGUAACCCAGCAUGCGCGCUGGCGCGUGCACGCAAUACACGCCACAUCACACUUGCUGUCGUCCUAUAUGAUAUAAAUAUUUAGUCCGCUGUACACACCUAAUUAUCCCCCGUGCUAAUCUUCGAUUGACUACUACGACGUACCGAAUAAGAUACUCGCACUGAUAUAUAUCGCGGCGAUGAUCGUUACAAGUGUAAGCGGUUCGAGUAAUAACAAAACAAGCUGGAUUUAACUCGUAGAUAGCUCGUAAGCCGGACGGAUGGUCGCGAGAAGGCGUCGUUGGUACUUUUGCGAGACGAGCGAGAAGUCGGGACGGUCAACCGGGGGUCGUUUUCUCGAGCGCGAAUCGAAGAGACCGUUCCGCUCGGGGCGGCUGAUCUUUCCGCCGCGCCGGGCGUCGACGACCGAUCCAAUCCACGCACGAUCGAACGAACGAACGAAGCAGCAAACAGACGAAAGCGAACAAACGAAGCGGAAGCGUCCUGAAGUCAUUCGCGUAAUUCGCGUGUGCACCAGCCCGACGUCGCGCGACUCCGCGGUCACGGCGCCGCGUCUCAUAGUUCGUUUUUAUCACGAUACUAUUUCUAGAUAUACAUAUAUAUAUAUAUAAAAAUAUAAAUAUAAAUAUUAUAUAUAUAUAUAUAUUAACUAUACACAUUAUACAUAUACGUUGUAAGUAGCUAUUUCUAGGUGUCGCAUUUGUUUGCCGAGGCGAUGCACGAGCCGGCCUCCAGUUGGGUGACCGGACGAGAAAGCAUCUUUGGAAAGAAAGAGAAAUCCGCCGAACGAACGUCGGCACUUUCACUUUCGCAAACGUAUACGUUUCACUUAUGCGAGCGUUAUCGCGCGAGCGCGGACGUGCGAUAAUACAUAUUCCGUUGUAGGGUCCUUGGGUGUAACAACCCACGAGUACAGGUGAUGUCUGUAUUUUGAAUACGCUGAGCGCCGCGCGGAAUCCAUUCCGCCUCGUCAUGCAUUAUUCUUUGUUACCGUUACCAUUAACUUAAUUAAUCUAAUUUGUUAAAUUUAUGUAAUCGGCGAAUAUGAAGGCGCGCCCCGGGGGAGUACGAUAUAUUAUUGUUUGAUAUUAAUUUUCACGUUUCUCGCUGUGUCCUCCCGUGUGAAGUUAAUUUAAUUUCGACCACAUGUAAUUAGUGCCGAGCAAAUUGAUACCGUUGUUUCUUGAUAUUCGCGCAAAUUCACGUGGACGGGUGAGAUUAAAAUUAAACGCACGCGCGCGAUCGGACGAAAUUUCAAGGGUGCUUCGCUCCGCGAAUCGCCUCCGCUCCCGCAGAGGAAUUCCUACCCUCUGCAAAACCGAGACAAACUGGCCGCGGCUCGACACGCCGACGCACUUUACUCAUCGAUGUGAUUUUGAAAGGCUACGCAGAAAAGCCUCGUGUCUCGUGUAUAUGUUAUUACAAUCGCGAUCUCUUUGUCGCAAUUAACGUAGUCCCAAGUCACCGGUCCCAAGUCACCCUUGUACGACUUCUAGUAUCACUAACGUUUUACUCACUCGACUCGCCUCCUCCCCUCCCCCCCCCAUCCCUCGCCUCCUGCGAAACUUUGUCGCUUCGACUCGCUUCCGAAUCUAACCAGAGCAGCGUACGGCGCAAAGGCCAUUAAUGCGAUGAUAAUGAUGAUAUUAAUGCAUUCGUAUAUAUAAAUAUAUAUAUAUAUAUAUUAUGUAUAGUGAUGCGCGCGAUCACGUCCGCUAUUUUGACCGCGGCUCAGCUUUUGUCUUAAGCGUGCUGAACGUCCGCGACGUCGCACAGGUGAUAACGUUAUGUUGUGAGCGGCCCAGGGUGUUUUCGGCAAAAGGCUACACGUGGACCAGAGAGACAGAGAGAGAGAGAGAGAGAGAGAGAGAGAGAGAGAGAGAGAGGGAGAGAGAGAGAGGCGUGUGUACGUCUCACGACAAUCGGGCCAAGUCGAGUCUCGGCUUAACGAAUGUUCUCCGGCUGGAACAUUAUUGACAUCGAGCGCUGCAACUUAAAGACUGCGAAUUUACGUCCGUGUGUUCUUUUCUACUCGCUUCUUUGCCUCCCGACGGCUGUUUGUUUUUUACUUUCGCGUAGUGGCAUUUCACUCUUCCCCUUUGCCCUACCCCCGCUCCCCCAUUCCCCCCCCCCCCGCCAUCCCCCGCCGCCGUCACAGAACUUGAUGUAAUCUGUCAAAAACGCGUACAGCUUUUUGCCGAACGUUCCCCGAGCCCCAUCGUUAGCUCGUCCCGCGACGCGUGGUCGGCGCAUAACUGUGUGUGGUAUUCUUUGCAGGAUUCGAUGUUAUUUUUUGAGAGACGCUGCGAGAAGCGCGUUGUUCGCUCGUGUAUGCUUGAUUGAUAUAUGCGUUGAAAGCGUUUGGCUGUUCUUUCCGUACGAUAGCGAACGCGGUUCUUCGAGCUCGUGCCCUCCCUCGCCUCCUCCCGCCUGUCAGACUCGAAGCGUUUCCUUCGCGCUUUCAUGAUCCCCCCGUCCGUGUGACACACCGACGGAUCUGCGAUGCGUCGGUUUAAUGGAAAAAAAAAAAAAAAAA